This is a messenger RNA of Cajanus cajan (pigeon pea), 2529 nucleotides long. RefSeq names its product exocyst complex component EXO70C2. Gene Ontology annotation, biological process: exocytosis. The record is from RefSeq and is a predicted model, not a curated record. Gene Ontology annotation, molecular function: phosphatidylinositol-4,5-bisphosphate binding. NCBI's taxonomy places the organism in Eukaryota, Viridiplantae, Streptophyta, Magnoliopsida, Fabales, Fabaceae. Gene Ontology annotation, cellular component: exocyst.
CAAUGAACCGUAGUUAGUGAGACGCACAAACGAAAAAAUAAGUAACGUCAACGGUCAACCACUCAACAAAGAACAUAAAAAAAAAUUAUUUUAUUAUUAUUUUUCAAACAUUUGGAAACGCCUUUUCUCUUAUUUCUUUCGCCGAGGGAGGAAGCAUAACCGUCGUAACAACCAUCAUGGAGAAGAACCUUGACGAAAAUUCCGAUAGUGGCAACACGCAUAAUUUUUCAAUUCAUGAAGCCACAGAUGCAGCGGAGCCACAGGAGGAGAAGAAAGAAGAGGCUACGGCGUUGCCUCCAGCAGGGAACCUCGAGAACGUUUCCGGAGACAUUGAUCAAUUUCUUGUAACUAUGCAACAGAGAAACGAUGGUAGAAACAAAGAGAAUAUUGAGAUUCCUCACUUUGUGGAGAAAUACUUGGAUCUCGUGGAAGAGAAGAUAUUGAAGUAUGACGUAGGGGAAGGCAAAGCGAAAUGGGGAGAGGUGGAGGAGGAAGAUUUGUGGUUGUUGACAACCGCGGAUCGGAUUUCGAAGCUGAUGACAUUGCUGAACGAUGAACCGGAGAAAGAGAUCAACGAUGUAAGACGCUCGCUGGUGAACCGCGUUAACCUGAUUCACCAGCGCCUCAUGUCGUAUCUGGAGGAGGACUUCCGAAUCAUAAUGGAAGAAUCUAGAAUCCCAACCGAAUUGGAUCCCGGAGGGAACAGUAAUAACAACCAGAACAACUUCGAUUACAAAGGGAAACAACGAGAGCAAGAUCGAGAAAUCGAAGACGACGCCAAUUUCCCGGGUUACUCGGAGGAGGCCAUUGCCAGCCUGAGAAAGAUCGCCAGAGAGAUGUUAUCCGGCGGCUACGAAUCCGAGUGCUGCCAGGUCUACAUUAUCUCGCGGAGGAACGCGUUCGAGGAGAUUCUCCAGAAGCUAGGGUUAGAGAGGAUCAGCAUCGAUGAAAUGGUUCAGAAGGUGCAAUGGGAGACUCUAGCCAGGGACAUGAUCCCCGCCUGGAUCAAUACUCUCAGACAAUGCUCGGCGGUAUACUUUCCCGGCGAGCGCAAGCUCUCCGAUGAAAUAUUCGCCGAGCAUUCAUCCGUCGCGGCGGGGCUCUUUAGCAGCCUCAACCGCUGCGUGGUGAUCCAGCUUCUCAACUUCGCGGAGGGCGCCGCUAUGACGAAGCGUGCCGGGGAGAAACUCUUUAAGCUCCUCGACAUGUACGAGAGCCUCCGGGACGUGAUCCCGAAUAUAGUCGGGUUGUUCCCGGAGGAAUAUGUCGAGGAGCUGAAGACGGAGAUGGAACUCGCCAAGUUGCGACUUGGCGAGGCCGCCAUCUUCAUCUUCUGCGACCUGGAGAACCAGAUUAAGUCGGAGACCGCGAGAACCGCGGUCCCCGGUGGGGCGGUGCACCCGCUGACGCGCUACAUCAUGAACUACCUGACCAUAGCGGGGGACUACAAGGACACGUUGGAGCAAGUGUUUAUGGAGCAUUGGCAGGCGGAGCGCGGGGACUCGAGCAGGAGGCAGCAGCAGCAGCAGCAGCAGAAGAAGAAGGAAAACGACGGCGGUUCGGAGAAGGAAGCGGCGUCGCCGUUCGCGGUGCAGGCGAUGAGGGUGAUGGACCUGCUGGACGCGAGCCUGGAGGGGAAGGCGCGGUUGUACAAAGAGGUGGCGCUGAGGAACUUCUUCAUGAUGAACAACGGGAGGUACAUGCUGCAGAAGAUAAAGGGGUCGAGCGAGAUGAGCCAGGUGAUGGGGGACACGUGGUGCAGGAAGAAGUCUUCGGAGCUGAGGAACUACCACAAGACAUACCAGAGGGAAACGUGGAACAGGGUGCUGGCGUGUCUGAACCAAGAGGGGUUGAGCGUGAACGGGAAGGUGCACAAGCCGGUGCUGAAGGAGAGGUUCAAGAGCUUCAACUCGCUGUUCGACGAGAUCCACAAGACGCAGAGCACGUGGGUGGUGAAGGACGAGCAGCUUCAGUCGGAGCUUAGGGUUUCGAUUUCCUCGGUGGUGAUUCCGGCGUACAGGUCCUUCGUGGGGAGGUUCGCGCAGAUUUUCGACCCCGGGAGACAGACGGAGAAGUAUAUAAAGUACCAAGCUGAAGACAUAGAGACUUACAUUGAUGAGUUGUUUGAUGGGAAGCCUCACCAGUCUAUUGGUAGAAGGAGAACAUGAUUCAAUUCCCACCACUCAAGUACAUACUUUAUGUUAUUUUAUAUUACGUGUAUUUUUACUGUGAAGCAAAAAUAAAAUUCCAAAACAGCAAAAGAAGACGACGGAAGAGCACGGUGCUGCAUGCACAGAAUGAGGGGCGUGCAAAUUCACGUAGCUAGCUUGACCUGCAUGUUGAAAUGAAUUGCUUUUGCUUUCAUGAUUGUGUUGUUUUAUUAGAAGAUGAGAGAAGGUUGGUUUUGUGAUUUUUUCUUCUUUUUUUUUGCUUUUGUUUGUACACAGGAUAAAUUAAAUCAAGUUAUCUGUUCAAUUGAGAAUUGACGUCAGUUUGAAAGCUUUACUGUCAUAAGUUUUUGUUUUUUAA